Molecule: messenger RNA, 369 nt
Organism: Rotaria sp. Silwood2
Lineage: Eukaryota; Metazoa; Rotifera; Eurotatoria; Philodinida; Philodinidae
Source: the annotation of a GenBank genome assembly
AUGCAACAACAACAGUCGAUUAUUUUUCUUUUAUUCAUUACAAUUAUUUAUGCAACACAAAUUAACUAUUUUGAUAGUCAACUAUUUGAAGAAAAUCCUACGGAUGAAAGUUUUUAUGAUGGUAUGAUUAAGCGUUCAGCUGGACCAAUUAAUAAUUAUAAAUUAAUUAUUGAUCCACACACGAUUAUAGAUAAUAUAUCCAGUGAUGCAUUGAAGUAUGAUAUGACCGAAGAUUAUAUUAUUGGACAAAAAAGUGUAUUUUAUCUGCAAGCUUAUAAUAUAAAUAGUCAAAAUGAUGUAUUAUGUUCAGAUCGAGAUAGUGGUAUAGCUACUUUUUAUAUGCCAAUAACAACAACUUCUGGGAAAUAA